This is a messenger RNA of Sebastes umbrosus (honeycomb rockfish), 1437 nucleotides long. RefSeq names its product transmembrane protein 100-like. The transcript is spliced from 2 exons. Bases 345 to 779 code for a protein of 144 amino acids. NCBI's taxonomy places the organism in Eukaryota, Metazoa, Chordata, Actinopteri, Perciformes, Sebastidae. The record is from RefSeq and is a predicted model, not a curated record.
AAACAAGUGGUGACAACAAUCUUGCCGACUGUGUCCACCAUGAUGUGAGGCCUCAGGUUGUGACGUAUAUGAUAAAGGUAACAGCAGUUGGGGCCCCUGCUCACAUUUCUACACCCAUUGUCCAGAGAGAAAGUCAGCAGCACUUUUAGGCUUUCACUAAAAUCACUCACAUACAAAAAAAAAUCACAUCUCUGAAUUCAAAGGACCUUCACUUAUCACAAUUUCCACUGACAUCUAAGCUCCUGAUUCCACACUGAGGAGUAAGAAAGAAGAAGAACAAGAAGAAGAAGAACAAGCUGCAUGAAAUCACUUUUGGCCGUCUGAUAAAGGAAUUAAAACCAACCAUGACAACCAAGAUGGAAACGCUCGAUCCUUCAACUCUCUCAGAUGUUGCUUCUACUGUGACCUACGACCCUAAAUCUGAGACGGUGACCUUACCAGGAGGGGUCGUCUCGGUGGCGGGCAUCACCGUGGUGACCGGGGGCGUUGAGCUGUCUUGUGGAUCCUGUAUGCUGGCCUUCGGUUUUUGGGGAACUCUCGUCGGCUUCAGUUGUGUAGGCGUGGGGGUGUGGGACCAACUGAACUGGACUAAAGGAGGAACCUCUCACUUACUGGGACUGGGAUUUGUGAUUCUGACCCUCAGUUUUGUGAUGGUGGGUAGUGUGGUGGCAUUUUACCUCCUGACGAAGAAGAAGAGAGAAAUGACAAGAAGGGAGAGAGAGGACGGAAAAGAAGUUCUUGUAGAGAGUGGGAGGGUAAUUAAAAAAGUCACGGUAUAAAGAAGAAUUGUUGACAGAAUAUAAGAGAAAUGGAUUAGCUAAAACAGGCUGUUCUGUAAAUAACACACAGUCAUACUGGACAGGAAAAAACAUCCUGAUCUUUUACAAAGUUCAUUCCUGCUCUUCCCUUUAUCUUUCAAUCUAAGUUAUGUAGAAAUGCAACUCCUUUUUUCCAGGGAAACAUAACAAUAUCCCUCAUAUCAACAGCUAUCUUUACUGGUUACUUUGAUGAUCAACAUUUUACAAAACAUAUGAGCAGCUUAUGUUUUGUUGUGUAUGAUGUGAUGCAUUGUUAUGGAUUAAACUACCUAGCAGUAUAUAAAGUAGUUAAAUCACAAUACUCUGAAAGGUGCCAUUCUGCUGCCUGAUGAAUACUUUAUUUAUAUAUUUGUUUUAUUUUAUUUACUUCUACUUCUUCUACAUAAGUCAAAUCAUGAAUACAGGACAUUUACUUGUAAUGUUUGUAUAUUUUAUAGCAUGUAGUAGUACUCCUACCACCACUGCCUACCUCUGGUUUUUACUCAUGAUGACUGUAUUUUCUUUCAUUCUCACAAUCGGCAAUUUUACAUCCAUGUAGACAGACCAUGUAGAGUAUAUAAUAAAUGGACGAUAUGUAAAAUUGAUAUUGAUAACAUGAUAAACGUCUUUGUAAGUAUAA